AUGGACCCAAUCAGAGUGAAGGAAGAGCCGAGUGAUAACUGGCCCGAUGUGAACGACGAUCAAUGCGAUUCGGGGGACUCUUGUGAAGCCGAAAAUGUUGAAGCUUUUCUGUUCCAUGAAUUAUCGGCAAAACACGAGAAAAAGAGUGGAAACAUAGAUGAAAGAAUUUUCAUAGAUUUUGAGUGCAAAGACGUCAAACCUGAUCUCAAGCCUUUAUCAAUAACCGAUUACAAAACUGAACGUCAAAUUUUCCUACCUACUGUGCAAGUGGAAAAUGAAAAUCAGAGCAAUGACGUAGACAGAAAUAUAAUUAUAGAUUUUGAGUGCAGUGAUUUUAAACUUGAACAAAAGCCUUCAUCGACAAGUAUUCACAAAACUGAGUAUCAAAGUUGUCAAUCCAUUUUGAACGUAGAAAACAAAAUUCAGAAAAAAGACAAAGUUCAUAAGAUUAUACAUCGUAAUGUUAAGCUUUAUAAAUGUAAACAUUGUCAGAAGGAUUUUGGUCAAAGGUCUAACUUACAAAGUCAUAUUUUAAUGGUUCAUAAAAAAAAGAAAGAUUACAAAUGUGAUAAGUGCCCAGCCGCAUUUACUUUUAAACAUAUCCUCAGAGAUCAUAUUAACGCAGUUCAUCAGUGCAUUAAAGCUUACAAAUGUAAGAAAUGUCCAAGUACUUUUACAUUCAGUCAAGCCCGUAAUAGACACUGGAAACUCAUGCACACUGAUAAAACUCAUAGCGACAAAAUGAAGGUCGCCACAAAGCCAUUCGUCGAAAUUCGAAUUACAGAAAAAGUUAAAAAUAAAAGAAACUUUGGUGUCUCGGUCGAUAAAAACGUGGGGUCCAGAUCUCCUAUUAAAAAUGUGAGGUACAGACCACCUUAA
Molecule: messenger RNA, 879 nt
Organism: Trichogramma pretiosum
Lineage: Eukaryota; Metazoa; Arthropoda; Insecta; Hymenoptera; Trichogrammatidae
Product: zinc finger protein 92-like
Exons: 4
Coding region: 1-879 (292 amino acids)
Cellular component (GO): nucleus
Source: RefSeq, a predicted model, not a curated record